CAGAAGUCCCAAACCUACAACACCAAAUAAAGAAACCCAAACCAUUUCUGCCACUCCUUUACAUCAUCUCUUGACAAUUGUCCAUCCAUCUGGUGCCAAUUCAAGCCCAAUCUGAGACAUUGCUUCAAGCUCUCAUCUCUUUCGGAACCACUGUCAGCGGAAAAAAGAAAAGGAAGUUAAAAGACCUGAAAAAGUCAAGACUGCUGUGACCUUGAUAACUUGGGUAGCAGAGGCACUUAAGUGAUGAUCUGUCCAGAGACAGACACAGUUCCUUUUCUUUUCAUGGGUAUGACACAGUGAAGCAUUUCACCAGUCAAGUACCAGCCCAAGCACUUAAGAAGCACCCAGACAACCAUUCUGGAUGUUGUAGAACACAGAGGACAGGAGUCUAUGAAACAAGUGAAACAGUGAAAUUUAGCAAAAAUGGCCUGUGARUUUAAUCUGAACUUCCUUAAGGAAUUGGAACGGGAGGCUGUUCUGGAAGUCCUGUACCGUGACCAAAUGGUGAGGAAAACAGAGGAGGAAAGAAUAAGAAAAAUGAAACUGCAGCUGCAGCAACUUCGUUGGAAAGGGGCAAAAAAUGUGAGGCAUGACUACCAGGAGAGAUGUUGUGCUCGCUGUCAGAAAUCACUGGGGCUGUUGAUGAACAGAGGAGCCGUGUGCAAUGGAUGCAGCCAUCGGGUGUGCUCCGAGUGCCGUGUCUGCCUCAACCCCGGCCUUUGGAAAUGCACCAUUUGUUUUGCUCAUGGAGAUGUGAAAGUGAAGGCUGGUGAAUGGUUCUUUGAGGAACGAGCAAAGAAAUAUCCAGGUGGAGGCAGACAUGAAACAGUUGGUGCAAAGCUCUUGGAAUCUUAUGAGAAUUUGAGUAAAAUUUCUGUUGUACCUCCAACGCCUCCUCCUUUCACAGAAUCAGCAGCGGGAACCAAUGUGAUGGUAAAUGAACUUGGAGAGUCUAAAAGGUUUAAUAAGUCUGUGGAAAACCUGUUUUUGUGUCUCACAACACAUAUAAAAAAAAUAUCAAAAUCYCAGAACGAUAUGGCUGACAGAUGUGUCCUAACCACAGAUUAUGGGAAGAAUGUGGAAAGAAGGAACCAAAGAAGGAGCCAGUCUGACACUGCAAUCAACAUUACAAGCAGGAUGAAAAGUACACCCAGUCUGCAGCAGCUCAUCACCAGUGUCCAAAAUGAUGGUGAAACUCAGAGCCAAAGCAGCUGCAAGGAGGAAGAASACAUAACAACCAGUCCCACAAGUGAUACAGUUUUCUGUGAUGGAAGAAAACAUGGAAGUUUGUUUAGUCUUAGCAGCACUUGCACUGAGUCUGGCAAUUUUGGCAAGGCUAACAUCACGGGAGAAAUAGAGUUUGCCUUAAAGUACAACUUCAGAUCUUGCAUCUUGGAAGUUUGCAUCAAGGGAUGCAAGAACCUGGCCUAUGGAGAGGAGAAGAAGAGAAAGUGUAACCCGUAUGUUAAGGUUUAUUUGCUUCCUGAUAAAUCUCCUCAGAGUAAGCGGAAGACAGCUGUGAAAAGGAGCACAGUGGAUCCUGAGUUCGAUGAGACUUUGAAGUACAAGAUUGAAUACUCCMAGCUGAGCAGUCGGCAGCUUCAGAUCUCUGUGUGGCAUGCAGGAGCUCUCAAAUACAGGGUGUUUUUGGGCGAAGUGGUGAUUCCCCUGGCAGCAUGGAAUUUUGAAGAAGAGUCAAUGCAGUUGUUUGACUGUUACCCGCUCAAACCCAAGCUUGAGAAGCCUGAAGAUGAUCUUAUCCAGUACAGCAGUGAACUCCUCGUGUCUGCAAGGCUGUCAGUACCAGCCCAGUAUCAAAAUCUCCAGUUUGAAGGAAACAAAGACCAAGGAGUUCUCAACUGCCAGCUUCAGGUUAUGAUAAUUGGAGCCAAGAACUUGCCUGUGCUGAAAUCCGCUGCAAUGCUGAACUCCUUUGUUAAAGGUUGUCUUAUCCUUCCAGAUCAAGCAGAGGUAAAGCAAAAGUCCCCUGUCCUGAAGAAGGAAGCCUGUCCACAGUGGAAACAUUUGUUUGUCUUUGAUGCUGUGACCCCAGCUCAGCUACGGCAGUCAUGUCUACACUUGACAGUCUGGCASAAGUCAACUUUCAGCUCGAGUGAUCAAUUCCUAGGAGGAGCCAAGCUUGGUGCAAGUUCUUUAUCACUGAAAGUUGAAGAGGAGUCCUUUGGCUCCACAGACUUUGCCUCUCAGGCAGUGCACCAUUGGCAGGAASUGCUCCGCAACCCAAACACAUGGAUGGACUUCACACUUGUACUGCAUUCAAAUAAGGAAAACUUCAAAUCAUGAGAGAUUAUCACACAGCAACUUUUCCUUUCCUGUGUCUGGUGUUUUAAACUGAAGUGGUACAUACACUUGAGAUUUGAGGAAAGGUACACUGCAACAGCAUCUAUUCAAGUUUUUGGGGAACAGAAUUAUGUAUUUGAAUGGGCGUGACGUUCUCAAUGUUUUAUUUCUUCAAAAGUUAAGGCUUUAACCUGUAUCUCUAGCUGGAGUGUAAGGAUCAUAUUGUUUCUUCCGAAGUGAUAGCCUCAGUUAGAGGUGCAUUAUGCUGACAAAGCAACACUAGCCAGACAAUAUGCAGUUUUCCCUUUCAAGGCCUAGCAGAACCAUUGUAAUUUAAUUUAAAACACAACUAGGACUACUUCAGAGAAAAUAACUUUUACAGCAAGAAGGUUACAUUGGCUUACUCUGAUGUUGUAUCUACAGAAUUCAAAAMCAGCUUAUCUUUGCUUGCUGCAAAUGGGUGAUGCUAAUGCUUCUGUGCUUCAGCAUUAUCUACACUGCCACUAAUUUCAUGUGACCCGAAAAAGCUUUGGCCCAUGGCCACAUCUCUCAAAUGUGUGCUAUGGCAUGGUGCUUAAAAAGUUAAAUGUAUAAAUUCUGUCAGUAGCAGUGUGGGACUACAGCCAAUAGAAUAAGAGUGGGUGUAACAAGUUCCUUCUUAUCARCUACCACUGUAAAACAGAAUUAGCAACUCUGAUCCAGAGGGUGUGCAGCACAUGACAAGAGUGUUACUAAGUCUAUAAUUUCUUCAUGUGGACAAGCUUAGGGCUGAAUUCCUGUGUCAGUUUGCCUUGCCUUGGCUGUAGUGUUAGAGGCAGCAGCAGAAACUUGUGUACAACUGUAAUGAGUGCUGCUGUGUUACACUUUUAGUCCUUACUGCAGGUAUGGCCCCUUCUUCCUUUCUAGGGUAGUGUGGCUUUUAAGGCUUUGAGAUCUGAAGACACAGGGACUUGUAAG
Molecule: messenger RNA, 3258 nt
Organism: Malurus melanocephalus (red-backed fairy wren)
Lineage: Eukaryota; Metazoa; Chordata; Aves; Passeriformes; Maluridae
Gene: SYTL3
Product: synaptotagmin like 3
Exons: 15
Coding region: 424-2304 (626 amino acids)
Biological process (GO): exocytosis; intracellular protein transport
Cellular component (GO): plasma membrane; exocytic vesicle
Molecular function (GO): neurexin family protein binding; small GTPase binding
Source: RefSeq, a predicted model, not a curated record